UUUUGAAAAUCUUGUAGUCCAAACUGAGCAAUGCUCCAGGCCUUCAGUUCAUCUUUAUUGAACACAAACUCUUGCAAUUCUCUUCCACAGUGCCGUUUGAUCCUCCCCAGAAUGUGUCGUUAGUGAACCUGACCUCUUCCUCGGUGACCAUGCUCUGGCAACCUCCCACUCAGCCAAAUGGAAUACUCCUGCACUACACUCUGUACUACUCAGACAAUACCACUGUCACAGAACAGCAUAUCCCAGUGUCAGAGCUGGACCCUGUCUCCCCGGGGGAGGACCUGUCCUACCGUUUGUCUGGCCUGAGAGGAGGACAGAACUACAGCCUCUGGCUGACCUCCAGCACCCUGCAGGGGGAUGGGGGGGUCCAUACUGAUCCCUUAAACCUACUCACCCCAGAGGAUGCCACCGGACCUCCAGCCCACCCUGCCUGUCCUGCCCUGCCAAGCCCAGCAGGGCUCACUGCCCUGGGCUCAGACACCCACACACCGCCCUCUCUCCUCCACCCAUCCAUCCACAUUACCAGCCUCUCAAUCUGCCUUCAUCUCCACUUCUCUUAUUCUCUCCAUCCCUGUUUCCCGAGGUGUGCACAUGCUCAGUUUGCUCUCUCAAUAUGGUCAGACUCAGUGACCGGAGCUUAGAGGAUAGACACCAGAAGAGGGUGUAGCCAGGAUGAGUAUCUGCUGUUCAAAGUGUCUUUCUUCAAACUUCCUCGACUUGAAGUUUUUCAAAACAAAGUUUCUCGAUAUAACUUUUCUAAAAAACAAAGUUUCUCUGGUCAAAUGUUUGUUUUCUUUUCACACUGAGGUUCUCCCUGUUGAUCAUGGGGUGAUGAUCCUGAUGAUGAUGAUGAUGAUGAAGUGCUGUUUUGUGUGUGUCUCUCUGUCCCUGGGGUGGCUCAAGUGUUUGAUUUCUUAAUAAUAUUGUUGAUUUGGGUGGAGAUGUAUUGCAUGUAUAUACAGCAUCCAUCAACAUACUGUAACUUGAAGUGUUUUAGCAAUGACACCCUGUUUGCUAUGUAAUGCAUCUUGACCCAUCAUUUCAGACGCAGUCCUAGUAUUCAGUGAUAUAAAUGAUGCAUAGUAGUUCAGUCAGUCAUACUAACUCCUCGUCUCCCCCACAGUGCCCAGUGAUCCGGUCCACAACCUCAGUGCUCAGAUCUUCAGUUCUACGGCCAUCAUAGUAA
Molecule: messenger RNA, 1186 nt
Organism: Oncorhynchus mykiss (rainbow trout)
Lineage: Eukaryota; Metazoa; Chordata; Actinopteri; Salmoniformes; Salmonidae
Source: RefSeq, a predicted model, not a curated record